Messenger RNA from Pipistrellus nathusii (Nathusius's pipistrelle), 261 nucleotides. NCBI's taxonomy places the organism in Eukaryota, Metazoa, Chordata, Mammalia, Chiroptera, Vespertilionidae. The record is from the annotation of a GenBank genome assembly.
AUGGAACUCAGCGCCGAUCACCUGCGGGAGAAACUGCGGCGGGACCUGCAGGCAGAGCACGUGGAAGUGGAGGACACGACUCCCAACCGCUGCGCGUCCAGCUUCCGAGUCCUGGUGGUGUCGGCCAAGUUCGAGGGGAAGCCGCUGCUUCAGAGACAUCGGCUGGUGAACGAGUGUCUAGCCGAAGAGCUCCCGCAUAUCCAUGCCUUUGAGCAGAAAACCCUGACCCCAGAGCAGUGGGCCCGGGAGCGGCAGAAAUAA